Salvia miltiorrhiza (redroot sage) is the source of this 1196-nucleotide messenger RNA. Its product is annotated as short-chain dehydrogenase reductase 3b-like. The record is from RefSeq and is a predicted model, not a curated record. The transcript is spliced from 2 exons. NCBI's taxonomy places the organism in Eukaryota, Viridiplantae, Streptophyta, Magnoliopsida, Lamiales, Lamiaceae. Bases 100 to 993 code for a protein of 297 amino acids.
AAUUGACUGUAAUUAGAAAGGUUGCAAUUUUACACGUGGAUUCCUCGAGCUGUGAAACCUACCAAAAGUCCUAAGUACUUAAUAAAAAUUCCUUGAUUCAUGUUUUUAAAAGACGAGACAGCAGAUCCAAGAAGCUUAUUUUCUGCAAUCAAAUCGCUCUUAACUUCUCACGUAAUUGGAUCACGCACUCAUCCCGCAAUGUCAAAGCCAAGGUUGGAAGGCAAGGUCGCGCUCAUCACCGGCGCCGCCAGCGGCAUCGGCGAGGAGGCCACGCGGCUCUUCGUGGAGCACGGCGCCGCCGUGGUGGUAGCCGACAUCCAAGACGAGCUCGCCCAUCAGGUCAUCGCCUCGAUGGACUCCGACAGGGCGAGCUACCGCCGCUGCGACGUCCGGGACGAGGCGCAGGUGGCGGCCGCCGUCGCCUACGCCGUGGAAAAGUACGGCGGGCUGGACAUUCUGUUCAGCAACGCCGGCACCCUCGGCCCCGUGGCCAGCAUACUGGAUCUCGACAUCCAGGCGAUGGACAAGGUCCUGGCGACGAACGUGCUCGGCGUGGCCGCCACGAUCAAGCACGCCGCCCGCUCCAUGGUGGCGCGGGGGGUGAGGGGGUCGAUCAUCUGCACCGCCAGCGUGGCGGCGUGCGUGGGAGGGAGCGGGCCCCACGCGUACUCGGCGGCCAAGUGCGCGGUGGUGGGGCUGGCGCGGUCGGCGUGCGGCGAGCUGGGCAGGCACGGGAUCCGCGUGAACUGCAUCUCGCCGUUCGGAGUGGCCACGCCGAUGGUGUGCGGCGCAUACGGGGCGGCGCCGGAGGAGAUUGAGGCCAACAGCUGCGCCGCCGCGAACUUGAAAGGAAUCGUGUUGAAGACGAGGCAUAUUGCGGAGGCGGCGCUGUUCCUAGCGUCGGAUGAGUCGGCUUACGUCAGCGGGCAGAACCUGGCCGUGGACGGCGGCUUUGCGUCUGUGAACCAUAGUUACUCGUCCAGCUCGUUUUGAUCAAUGCUGCUGUGUCUUUUCUUUGUUUUUUCUUUUCUUUCUUUACUAGUAUUAUGGAAUUUAGGAGUUACGAUGAUGCAUGUGCUUUUUUCCUGGUAAUACGCAUGUUUUAUGAUUUUUGCAUUCAAUUCUGUAUUGAAUUGAGCUCCAAUUCAUUGAACUGUAAUGGUCAACGCCUCGACUCGACCCAACUUUUAUACUUA